Molecule: messenger RNA, 1165 nt
Organism: Drosophila takahashii
Lineage: Eukaryota; Metazoa; Arthropoda; Insecta; Diptera; Drosophilidae
Gene: vib
Product: phosphatidylinositol transfer protein vib
Biological process (GO): phospholipid transport
Cellular component (GO): cytoplasm
Molecular function (GO): phosphatidylcholine intramembrane carrier activity; phosphatidylcholine binding; phosphatidylinositol binding
Source: RefSeq, a predicted model, not a curated record
UCCGCAAAAUCGAUACGCGGCCUAUCGGAAUCCAAGUGUUUUGCAUGAACAUCCAACUUUAGCUCCGCUCCGACACGCAAAACUCAUUACUAAUUUGUUACUGCCGCCGAUUUGCCAGCGCGAAAAGAUCCCGAUACCAGGCCCAUCGCAUCCCCCAAUUCGAAUCAAGCAGGAAAAUACCGGAUAAUAAUUGGCAAACAUGCAGAUCAAAGAAUUCCGUGUGACUUUGCCAUUGACUGUGGAAGAGUAUCAAGUUGCACAAUUAUUCUCGGUGGCCGAGGCGUCAAAGGAGAACACGGGAGGCGGCGAGGGCAUCGAGGUGUUAAAGAACGAGCCCUUUACAGACUUCCCCCUGCUGGGUGGCAAAUACAAUUCCGGUCAAUAUACAUAUAAGAUCUACCAUCUGCAAUCAAAAGUUCCAGCCUACAUUAGACUAUUGGCACCCAAGGGCUCAUUGGAGAUCCACGAGGAGGCAUGGAAUGCCUAUCCCUAUUGUCGAACGAUUAUCACGAACCCCAAAUUCAUGAAAGAGGCUUUCAAAAUAAUCAUCGACACCCUGCACGUCGGCGAUGCGGGCGAUUCAGAAAAUGUGCACGAGCUGACGCCGGAUAAGCUGAAAAUGCGAGAGGUGGUGCACAUCGACAUUGCCAACGAUCCGGUCCUGCCUGCGGACUACAAGCCCGAUGAGGAUCCAACCACCUACCAGUCAAAGAAGACGGGCCGCGGUCCCCUGGUGGGAGCCGAUUGGAAAAAGCGCGUUGAUCCUGUCAUGACCUGCUACAAGCUGGUCACGUGCGAGUUCAAAUGGUUCGGCCUGCAAACAAGAGUGGAGAAUUUUAUACAGAAAUCGGAGCGCCGCCUCUUUACAAACUUCCAUCGCCAAGUUUUCUGUUCAACCGAUCGCUGGUACGGUCUAACAAUGGAGGACAUCCGCGCCAUCGAGGACCAGACGAAGGAGGAGCUGGACAAGGCGCGGCAGGUGGGCGAGGUGCGGGGUAUGCGCGCGGACGCCGAUUAAAUCUAGUAGAAAAUUGUAAACAAAAUAUGUGUAUGUAAAAUCCAGGCAAAACAAGAACUAAAAGGCAAAAACGAUACAAAGCGAAACAAAACAGAUAAAUGAAAUUGAGAUAUAAAAUUGCAUAAAUAAAUUUACGAUACAAACUAA